CCGUGGGCGUGGGAGGGCGGCGGUGGCGGCCCCGCAGCCGGGCCGGGCCGGGCCGGUGUGGCCCCGCAGCCAUCCCGGGCGAGGAGCGGCGGGCGGGAUCGAGAUGGAAAAGAAGAGUUCAUGGUUUCUGGUUUGUGUAGUAGCAGAGAGUGAGUAGGCAUAAAGGAGACUAGUAUUUGAAUGAGAAGUGACAAGCCCCUUGCAAGGUUUUUUACUAUAAAAAAGAAGAAAUGAAUCCUACGAAUGAUGAUACAGUGCUUGGGACCAUAUUUGAUUGGGACUAUCUCUUAUGGGAAGUUCGUUUGACACUUCUAGCUACUGGAUUUUUAAUCUACCUUGGAGUUUUUCUUCUGUCUCACUGCCUGUCUUCAUGGAUAAGUACUACUUACUGUGCCUUGUAUGCAAAGGAGAAGGUGUUUUGGAAUAUGGCAGUCACACGUGGUGUAUUUGGACUUCAAAGCUGUGUUGCUGGUUUAUGGGCUUUGCUCAUAGAUCCUGUUUUUCAUGCUGACAAAGUAUAUUCACAGCAAAAAUGGAGCUGGUUUAACUGUUUAAUAGCUGCUGGUUUUUUCUUGCUUGAAAAUGUGGCUGUUCACUUGUCCAAUGUUGUUUUUAGAACAUUUGAUGUGUUCUUAGUAGUUCAUCACUCCCUUGCUUUUGGUGGCUUGGCUGGUCUAGUAAUUAAUGUAAAAUCUGGACACUAUCUACCUUUGAUGGGAAUGUUGCUGGAGAUGAGUACUCCUUCAACCUGCAUUUCCUGGAUGCUUUUAAAGGCUGGCUGCGCUAAUACCUUCUUCUGGAAGGCAAACCAGUGGGUAAUGAUCCACCUGUUUCACUGCCGCAUGAUUCUUACAUAUCACAUGUGGUGGGUGUGUAUUGCCAACUGGAAUUAUGUGAUGGAAAAUCUGGGACUUCUUCAUUUUAUUGUUUUAUUUUCGGGAUUAUUUGCAGUCACGCUAAUACUUAACCCAUACUGGACAUACAAAAAAACUCAGCAGCUUCUCAGCCCAACUGACUGGAACUUUGAAAGUAAAGCAGUGAAAAAUGGAAAAUUAAAUGGUGAUACAUAUCAAAAGAAGAAGAUAUAAUGCUGAAAUGGCUGUCCCCUAAGAUAAUAGUAAAAUGCAGUAGAAGAAUACAAAGCAAAGUAAUCUUUGCCCAUGAAAUAGAAGCACUUGCAGGGAGCUCAUUAACACAAUGAUUCCUUGCUGUUAGUAUUCUAUGCAUAAGAAGUAUUUAAAAGCAUUGUCUGUAUUUAAUGUAUACAUACAUAUGUGAUCUUUAACGUCUUAGUUAAGGAUUAUGCCAAAAGUUUUUUGAGGUUAGACAGUACUUCAUGAUUUAGCAUUGACAGGCUCUCUAAUGGUAUCUUUUGUCUUAACACUUCCAUGUGACUUAAUUUGUCUGUUAAGCUUAACUUGCAUGAAGUUUAGCAUGAAUCUCGUUUCACGUGUUUUGGAGAUACUGAAAAUUUUGUUAGGAAGCUUAUUAAAAUCAAUUAUGACCCAACUUAGGUAUGCAUAGGUACUGAAUUCCUGUAUGCCAUUAAAUCAUUCUGAACGGUUGAACUGGUCAUGUUGCAGAAUGCAGUUGUAGCUAGGCUUUUGCUGGUGUUUUUUAUGUUUAUGUUACACUUGGGAAAAAGGAAGAUAAUCAUUAGAGCAUUUGCUGUCAGGAUGAGAUAAAGUUUCUAAGUUGCCCUCAGUUUGGGAGGAAUUUGUAUCCACCACAAAAAUACGUGUGGUAAGGAGUAAGGAUGCAUAUCUUUAUUAUGCUGGUGGGCUAGCUAGAUGAUCAUAAUGGUUCUUUCUGGACUGAAAAUCUGUGAGAUCUAGGAGUUAACGAUAAAACUGUUGGCGCUGUUUCAUCCUUGAAGGGCUUGCUGAUUGAUGGGUAAAAUUAUCUAUAUUGUUGUUCCCAGAUGAACAGUUCAUUCCAUUCAUGCCCCUUUUAUGAUUCUUCUCUAGUUUUGGAAAUCCUCUGUUAACAGAGGUUUUUAGAAUCUGAGGUGACUUCUCUUUAGAGGAAAACUCAUGUAAUGUCAUUUGGAAGUUCAGUUCUUUUAAUUUUUAUUUCACUUUGGGAACAUAUAAAAUGAGGCUAACAAUCCUUUGCACUUUAUCUACCACAACAAUAAAUUUUUCCUUGACCUAGAGAACAGAGUUCUUUAGAUAAGGGCUUGACAAAUUGUGAUGGAUAUUGUCCCACAAACAGUAUUAUUCUAGUCAUUCCUGGGUGAAGUUUUGUGUAGGCGAUCAAGAUAUAAAGAUCAUGAUGGGAAAGAGUGACACCUGGUGGCAAGAGAGUGACAUAAAUAUAUUGCUUAUGAUGCACUAAACUAGUGAUAUAAAAAGCCCAUCAUCUGAAACUUUUUAUACAAUUUGACGUGAUUGCUACAUAGUUAAUAAAUUUCCAAUGUAAUAAGCUUGAGCAAGCCCUGUGAAUAAUUUUAGGUCAAGACAUAUUAACUAGAGGCUUUGUGCAUUGAUCUGUGGUGGGACAUACUAUUUUAAAUGUGGGGGAAACACUGCAUUUGCUGUAAAUAAGCUCAUUUUAUUUAUUUUGGUUGACACUGUCAUUGGUUUUUUUUUGUUGUUGUUCAGAAUGAGCAUGUGAAAACAGUGGUCACAUUACUGUGUUCCCUAAUUCACUUUGCUUGAGCAUAGAGUUGAAGAGCUGCCCUAUAAGGGAGAAGAAAAAUCUUUUACUAUUAGGUCACAAAUUUAUAUCCAAAUCAUGUUGAGAGUGACAAAGUGAUAAAUAUCUGAAAUCUGGUCAUUCAGAGCUAGACUGAGCAGAUUAUAGUAAUUUUAAAUAGUCGCGCUUUCUAAUACUCUGCUGACAUUCGGUACAGAACAUUUGAUUUUGUGCAGCCUUUUUAUUUCUGGAGCAGGAAGGUGACGCCGUUUUGGCAUUAUGGCCUGUGUGGCUGCCAUUCUGUAGAAAAAAGAAUCUCCAAAGCUGGGAAUCAGGUACCUCUCCUGAGGAGUUGUGUGUGAGGGAAUAAUACCAAAAGUGCUUUAGAAUAAAGCAGAGGAUGAAUUCUUGAGAAACAGUACCCAAAUAUGUCAUCCACGUACAUAUCUUAGAGAAUCCAAACCUCAUUUCUAGGAAUUCCAGAGGGGAAAUGAGAAGGAUAAGCCACCAGGUAUCAAGAUGGUGAUAAACUCUAUGCAGUUUAGCAUUUAAAGGUUUGGAUUCCAUGAAACAAGGUGGUAAUAAUAGAAAUUCCAGCUGGAGCAUUGCAAAGAAUCCUAACAGAAAAUGGAAACAUCAGAAGAAAUAAGUUUGGACCAAAUAUGGAUUUUUUUAUGGUCACUGCCUAAAGGAGAUGGUGUUUGCAUGUUCUAAAUUAAAAUAGUUGAUAGGUUUGGGGUUAGUAAAUUUGAUACUGAAAAAAGAUUGUGUGGUCUGAGCAGACAGAUGGUUAGUUAUCUCAAUGACAGCAGACUUAUAAGAUUUAUUUUCUUGCAUUAUUAAUUUAUGUCUAAUGUUCUAAAGUGAAUAUAAAAUUUACAUUAAAAGUAUUUUUGAUCAGAACACUUUUUUUAGUAUCUAUCUUAGUGUGAGUUGCUUCAGGUAAAGAUCAUUAAAGUACAUCUAUAAAAACUUUUACAUGUCUUAGUAUUUAAUGAGUGAUAGCUAACAGCACCUGUUUAUCCCAAGCAGCACUAGAACAAGAGAACUACACAAUAAAACAAAUAAUAUCAUUUAUUUUCUACUUAUGUUAGUUUAGGCAGAGGAUUUUACAGUCCAGCUAGAAAUACAACAGGACAUAGAAAUGCAGGCAACCUUUCUUCUUCAUCUUGAUGGUCUGGGUUUGGAGUUAUCAAUUCUAUUACUCUAAACCUGUGUUUUCUACUCAAGUUCUUGUUCACUGUCUUUUUGCUGUUUCUUUCAGAAGUUUGCCUCAUUUAUGAUUGUGGAUGAUUCUGUCUCGUUGCUCUUAAACAAAACUGAAAAGCUCUUUGAGGGUGUUGGUGUCUAAUUACUCUUAGAGCUGACUGCUACACUUCAACCCAACUUAGAGUAGACAUAAUUUGUUUAUAAAUUUUGAUAACAUGAAAAUAAUCUCAGUCUUGCUGGGCUUCUAUUAUAAGAGUUCAUUCACAACCUAAGGGAGAAAAAUUAAUCAUCAACUUCCGUGACAGGUGGAUCAGGUCACAGCAUGUUCUGCUGCCAUGUUUUGGACAACUUCAUCAUAUGUUUUUGGAUUCAUUUUUUGAUUACCUAGGUGACUCUUAGAGAUUUCAUCACACUUUCUUGCUAAACAGGCUUAUUUAAACGCUGCUUGCAUCACUUUUCUUGCUGAUGCUUUAUAUACUUUUUUUUUUUAACUAACCUAAAAUACCCUAACCAGGCAUCUGGUUCUAAUUGUUUUCAUACAGCAUUCCUAAAUCGUGAUGUUUGUAUUUGCCCCCGGUUGUGUCCAAUGUCUUCUGUUUUGUUUUUCUUUCAUUUUUCCCCCCAAACUCACCCCCCCCCUUUUUUUUAAUUUCCUUUUAUGGUGCUGGUCGUGAUCUUGUAGCAGUCAUAUUAAUGCAAUGCUACCUCUGUCUAACAGAUCCCUGCACAUACUCUUGAGCCCUUCUUCUGUGAAAUAUCUGUGUCCAAAUCUUUCAGGCUUUUUUCCUGAUAACACUAUUAAAAUACUAGGCUUCAUGUACAGUUGUAACAGAUACGUCUUAAUCUCAGGAAGAGUCCCAGUUGAAGGGAAGUUAUAAACAAUAAUUAACUAAUGUAUUCAAUUCUGUUCCUUUUACAAUAUAAUAUUUGUUAAAUGGAUCUUUACACUGUGUGCAUAAAUAAAUGUAUUUUAUUGA
Molecule: messenger RNA, 4823 nt
Organism: Rhea pennata
Lineage: Eukaryota; Metazoa; Chordata; Aves; Rheiformes; Rheidae
Gene: CLN8
Product: CLN8 transmembrane ER and ERGIC protein
Exons: 3
Coding region: 231-1088 (285 amino acids)
Biological process (GO): lipid homeostasis; phospholipid metabolic process; nervous system development
Cellular component (GO): membrane; endoplasmic reticulum
Molecular function (GO): ceramide binding
Source: RefSeq, a predicted model, not a curated record